Messenger RNA from Venustampulla echinocandica, 1578 nucleotides. RefSeq lists its product as uncharacterized. NCBI's taxonomy places the organism in Eukaryota, Fungi, Ascomycota, Leotiomycetes, Helotiales, Pleuroascaceae. Bases 1 to 1578 code for a protein of 525 amino acids. The transcript has 2 exons. The record is from RefSeq and is a predicted model, not a curated record.
AUGUUUUCAAUAUCACUUGGGAAGAGGCAAUGGGAUUCAACAUGGGAUGGCUUGCCUAGAGAAAUCCGGCUUUUUAUCUUAGAGGCCCUGAUGCAAGACGGUUGCACACUAGGUCGCUUGGCCACAGUGUCUCGAGAGUGGCAAACAGAACUCGAGCGAUAUAACUUCGCCCGAAUCAAACUGACACCAUUGCGCCUCGUUGAUUUUAGUUCGAUGAUUCAUCGCAAUCGGGCUCUCGUUGGCUAUAUCUGGUUCUGCUUGGAACUUGAUGACUAUGAUUGCACGAAGUGCGCGCCUGUCCGUGGAACGCUCACAGACGUGGAGUGGGAAGAGGUAUUUGCUAUCAGCGAUACAGAUAACUGUCCUAUCACAACGGCAUUCCAGAAUCUGUUCUCGGUUCUUAGCACAUGGGAUCUUAACGGCGAUUUGAUACUCGAUAUUAGUAUCUACUCGCCUAGUGACUCAAAACAUUGGUUUAAAUAUCUGACCUUUAUGCCUGAUACCCCUUUAGAUAUACCAGUAGGCGGUGGUUUAGAGCAGACAAUAUUAAACAAAGUCUAUAAUGAUACUCAACAUGGCUGGGUUGCUGGUUUUCGACACUCCGCUCCGUCUGCGGCGGCUAUCCGCAAAGUUUUCCAUUCAAUUAUGGAGGAGGGACCAUUUGAUAAUGAGCAGUUAGAGCUCCAAUGGUGGGAUCAGCUUCCAUCGGUCCCGGCGGUAACCAGUUUACUUCUCCGGCAACAUAACCGCAGGAGAUGGAAGCCGGGUUCGCUUGCACAUAUGUUUGCCCGUUUUCCUAGACUCCAGGAAGUCCACUACGAGCCCUGGAGGGAAUGUGACUUUCUGCAGAGCCAUACAGAUAGAGAUUUCCAAUAUCUUUUCGAGUCUGUCCAACGUUUUAACAACAAUCUCAAGAGACUUGUUGUCUUCGAGAACUUUAAUCAACAGUACCCGACUAUUAUGCAGCGAUUCCAGCUUGGGGUUGACUUGGCCGGAUGUGACAGUACUCGCAACCCAGCCCCAGCUGUUAGCCGGAUGGUCGCACUCGCCAGCCUCAAGCUUGAGCAUCUUGCAGCAUCCUUCAUCGUAGAUGCUAGCCAUUUCUUCGAGAUCGAACCCUCUUGGGAGUGGCCAAACCUAACAUUGCUUGUGCUUACUUCAAAAUUACUUACGCCCGACGAGAAUUCGACCGAGAUUGGAGCUAUGCUUCAGGCAGCGGCGGCAGCGGCAAUAAAGAUGCCACAACUGGAAACAAUGGAGAUUUGGAACGGAAGAAAGGGGUUUGCGGCGCUCUUUAAGUAUCAGGCGUUCCGCGAUAUACAGCAAGCUAUGAUUAUUUGGAGAGGCACAUGGAAAUUGGCCAUGGAACCAUCUAUAAUCCAGGCUUGGGAAGCCGUCGUGCAUCAGUAUGACGGUUGGAGACUCAAUUUGGUUCAGGAACGGCUGGAUGAAGCUGCUAUCAAGUCUCACGGUGAUGCAAUUCACUACCUAAUGCUUUCAAGCCAGGUCAUUCGGCCCAUCUCGUUGCAGCAGAUUCGGAUAGAACAGAAAGUUCUGGAGGGCGUGCAGACCGUGUAA